Molecule: messenger RNA, 1515 nt
Organism: Theileria annulata
Lineage: Eukaryota; Apicomplexa; Aconoidasida; Piroplasmida; Theileriidae
Product: Tpr-related protein family member, putative
Exons: 1
Coding region: 1-1515 (504 amino acids)
Source: RefSeq, a predicted model, not a curated record
AUGACUGUUCAGACUGAGAAGAAGUAUGAGCAAGAUCAUGGAUUCUCUACAGGAGAUCUUCAGACUGCUGCGUAUAUGUUUGCUGGUCUUGCUAUGAUGCUUAAUAUUAGGCUUUCAUACAGUGCUGCACCAUUUGCCUUGUUGAGGUUCAAACUUCCUGAAAAUCUCUUUAGUGUCUUCGUUAGGACUACUUCAAGUGCUUUGGAACUUUGGUGUUUACCUAGUAUGACCAUUGGUAACAUCAUGGAACAAGUCUACAUCAACUAUUUUAGAGACAAAGACGCUGGUAAGAAAGAUUCUGAUGUUUCUGACGGUACUAAGGUCUCUAAGUGGUAUUGGAUUGUUAUUCCCUCCAUAAUUACAAAUUGGUUAAACUUUCUUACAUUUGUAAUAUUGUUGAUAAUUUAUGUCACUGGUGGUGAUCAAGGUCAUCUUACUUGUUAUUACUGGAUUAUGGCCAUAUCCGGAUUUGUAUUUGGAAUUAACAUGGUCCUUGUCUAUGCUGUAGAUUAUAGAUAUCUUGCAUUCUAUAUGGCUGGUGAAAAUUCAUUUCCAAUGGUCACCUCACUAAUACUAUAUUUUGCUACAUCUAUAUUUGGUAACCGUAGGAAAUAUAAUUCUGACUACCUUGUAGUUCUCAUAGAUAUCUCAAUCUCAAUCGCAAUAGCGCUUGUAGCCUCUGUGUUAUGGACCAUAGCUUUCUGGCAGUAUAGGGCUCCAAAGGCGUCACGUGAUAGUCCCAACAAGGAAGUCACAUCACCUGUACUGUUGGUUCUCGUUGGUAUGGGAUUGGUCUACUCUAUUUAUCCUGGUAUUGCACCUGGUAUGAUUGUACCAUUUCAUCUCAUUGAUAAGAUUGAAAUGGUUCUUCUAAUACUGACAACAUUUCCACCACUGAUAUUCGCAUUCACUACUAAAUACGCUCCAAACUGGUCACCCAAAACCAAAUUCGUAUUCCACUCACCAAGUAAGAUGGGUUUUGGUGGAUGGAAACAAUACCAACUCCACGUAGACAAAACAUACGCACAAGGAGAAUGCGACGAGAAUGAACCUACUGUUUAUGGUUGGUUGUGGCACUUCUUUGAUAUCCUGGCUCCACUUCAGAUCAUCCUAGCUGUUAUUUUUAUAUAUUCAAUUCACUAUAGAGAUUCCAAUAUAUCCAGAUCCAUUGUUAAUCAACCUAAAAUGUCUACAUUUCUAACCAUAAUAUUUUAUAUGUGUCAUGAGAUCAUGUUGGCGACUGGAUUUCCAGGAUUGGUGUGUAAUAAUGGAGUUACAUGGGUUCUCCUUCCAACCCAGUGGGUGGGAGCACUAUUAAUGGUCUUUCUGGCCUUCUAUAGCAUAGGUUAUAUAACUGAAUAUAAAAGGCACGACCCUUCCGAAUGGCCAACAGACGGAAUGACAUGGUGGAAUUCAGUGUGUUACUGGUUAAAGAUGGCUAGCAAAAUUACCAAUAAAAAUUUCAAACAAUUGUUUACAACUGAUUUACGUAGAUUAACGAUUUAUUAUAAAUAA